AUGACGAGGCCUUCGAUCGUCCGUGCUGACACGAUCGACUUGCAAGAUCACGACGCCCCGUCAGCCAAGUCCCAUCGCCAGCACCCCAAUGCCGGGGCGCACCAGGCCGAAACCCUCCGCGAAGUCGCCCACGAAGCCGCCGAAGCGCAAGCUCGCAGCCCUCGUCUCUCUUGGAAUGACGGCGCGGACAACCCAGACGAACAGCAGCCGCGGGAGGAUCUAGCAAGUGGCGUGAGCGCGAGGAUGGCUGGUGCAACAACGGCCAAGGUGGAUGUCGAAGACGAGAAGGGUCCGGACGCGGCCGCGACCCACGGCGAGAUGGCAGACUCGAGCGAUGAGGGCGACGAGUUGGACGAUGAUGACAUGAUGGACCGCAUAUCGAGCUCCCCCUCGAUUGAAGAUGGUGCGUACAGACAUCUGCCAGGAUCGAUACCCUGCCCAAGUACCCUGCCUGCGAAACUGCGCACGUGUGCGUUUACGGACUCUCGCGACACGGCCAUGCAACAGGAAUCUAGGAGCCUUCGUUGCGCGAAGGAUAUCGAUUUCGAAUUCGUCUACGCGUUGCAUACCUUCGUGGCAACAGUCGAAGGUCAAGCCAACGCCACAAAGGGUGAUACCAUGGUUCUUCUGGACGACAGCAACAGCUAUUGGUGGCUAGUCCGCGUGGUCAAGGACAGCAGUAUCGGUUACUUGCCUGCAGAGCAUAUCGAAACCCCUACCGAGAGAUUAGCACGACUCAACAAGCAUCGCAACGUUGAUCUUUCUGCCGCAAUGCUGGGCGACAACGCAGCGAAGCAAAAAAGUUCCUUCAAGGCGAUCCGGAAAAGAUGGAAGUCUGUCACUUUCGCUGAGCCCACAUAUGUCGACUACACCAACGAUUUUGACAACUCCACGGACGAGGAGGACAUUGAAGAGCUCUUUGGUCCUGAUGCGGCGAAGCAGGACGCGAGCCAAAGCCAGACAUCUGCCAGCACCGAAGACGAGGCUGCUGCUCAGGAAUCGGCCAGGGUCGAGCCGCUGAAGACGCGCAAGGACCAGGAGACCGAUAAGGAAGAGGCAACCGUUGAAGACGAUGAAGAGCCCAGAGCCAGCGAAGAAAUCCUUGAUGGGCGGGCAGAGCCGAGGCGGACGCAAAAUGGGACCGUGCGCGACUCCUUUUUCAAGGAUGACAGUGUCGAGACCAAGAAGAUCAGCCUCACGCCGAAUCUGCUCCGUGACGAUAACGCCCCGCGUCCCUCCACCGAUUCUGCUGCGUCCAAGGACCUCAAGGCAAGGGGCAGCCUCGACAAGUUGGAGAAGGAAUUGGUGGCCGAUAAGGACAGGAAGAAGACCAAGGAUAAGAAACCGAGCGCGAUUCGAAGCUUCUUCUCUAGGAAGGACAAAAAGCGGACAUCAGAGGACGACGAUGGCGAGUCUUUCGGGAAGAGAUCCAUGGACAUCAUCGAGACACGCGAAAGCGAGGAUCCGGCGGGUGAUGAAGAACAGCCGACCGACAAGACGCUCUCGCGCAGUCCAAGCAAACUCCAGAAGCAGCAACCACGGAUAGAGCCUUCACCUGCACAUAGGAACUCGAACGCAGCCUCCAAGAAACCCCCGCAGACAGAUAUUUCGCAGCAUUUCACGGAGACGCGCACCAACGAUGUGUCCAAUGUGCCACCGGCCUCCAUGCGAAUCGUCGAUCCGGAAACACAAGAAACCAUGGAGGUACCAUCCAACCAGCAGCGCUUCUCUGACCGCGAGGAAGGCAGCAAUCUCGCCAAGUCACUGUUGCCAAGAGGGGGUGGUACCUCAUCGAUGGAUACAAAGCCGCAACAAGCCUCUGAAGCGAAAGCACGUAUGGAGCUCGAUGAUUCAGACAGCUCUGACGAGGAGCCCACAAGGGCCGCGGGGCCAUCUGACAAGCAGGAGGAGCAGCAGUUGCGCCCUCAGCUACCUGGCGCGUUCCCAGACAGCUUCCAGACGACCAGCACAGCCAUGAGCGAUCAGACCGUAGUGCCAAGCCAAGAGCAGGAUCGUACCAGACUUUCAGAAUCCCCAGUGGAGGUAUCUCUACCUUCUGCAGGGCAACCGCCAGAGCUCACUGCCGAUUCGCCAUCUCCGGGCGGUUCAAUGUCCCCUGAGCCAGGUCCGAUGGCACCAACCGCCCAAGAUGCGACCGGCGCACCCUCCCCCCAGCAACAAUGGGAUGACGAGAAGCUCCGCGCCUUCUUUGAUGAGGGCGAUCACGUCAGAGACCUGCUCGCCGUGGUCUACGAUACAUCUGGCGUAGAGCCCACUGGCGAUCAUCCUAUCGUGAGUGGGUUGUUCAGGGAACAGAAUGCCAAACUGGCUGAAAUUACGACACAACUUGAUAACAUGCUUGGCGACUGGCUCGCCCGUAAGCAACGAUCCAGGGGCUCAUUAUAA
Emericellopsis atlantica is the source of this 2406-nucleotide messenger RNA. Its product is annotated as SH3 domain-containing protein. Gene Ontology annotation, cellular component: microtubule cytoskeleton; cell tip. NCBI's taxonomy places the organism in Eukaryota, Fungi, Ascomycota, Sordariomycetes, Hypocreales, Bionectriaceae. Gene Ontology annotation, molecular function: protein binding. The transcript is spliced from 6 exons. The record is from RefSeq and is a predicted model, not a curated record. Gene Ontology annotation, biological process: establishment or maintenance of actin cytoskeleton polarity. The coding region runs from base 1 to 2406 and encodes 801 amino acids.